Messenger RNA from Lycium ferocissimum, 685 nucleotides. Its product is annotated as acyl-acyl carrier protein thioesterase TE3, chloroplastic-like. Gene Ontology annotation, molecular function: fatty acyl-[ACP] hydrolase activity. Gene Ontology annotation, cellular component: chloroplast. Bases 28 to 453 code for a protein of 141 amino acids. The transcript has 4 exons. The record is from RefSeq and is a predicted model, not a curated record. NCBI's taxonomy places the organism in Eukaryota, Viridiplantae, Streptophyta, Magnoliopsida, Solanales, Solanaceae.
ACUUAUAUUUUGCUCUCCCGUUGCAGAAUGAGUGAGUUCCAUGAAAUUGAACUCCAAGUCCGGGACUAUGAAUUGGAUCAGUACAGUGUUGUAAACAAUGCUACUUAUGCAAGUUAUUGCCAACAUUGUCGUCAUGAGCUUCUAGAAAGGAUUGGCAUAAGUGCUGACGAAGUGGCACGCAAUGGUGACGCAUUAGCACUAACAGAGCUGUCACUUAAGUAUCUAGCACCUCUAAGGAGUGGAGAUAGAUUCGUGGUGAAGGUGCGAAUAUCCGACUCUUCAGCUGCUCGUUUGUUUUUCGAACACUUCAUCUUCAAACUUCCAGAUCAAGAGCCCAUCUUGGAGGCAAGAGGAACAGCGGUGUGGCUUAAUAAAAGUUAUCGUCCUGUCCGAAUUCCUUCAGAGUUCAGAUCAAAAUUUGUUCAGUUCCUUCGCCAGGAGGCAUCUAACUAAUAUAUUUGUUACAAAAUAAAGAAAAGUUCUUCUGAUCAAAGAUUUUUCUGAGGUGCAAAUAAUUGCUCUAUUCUUAAUACUGACCAAAAAGGCAAAAGAUAUAGCAAUGUAUAGAUUUUCCUGGGUUAAUAUCACUUUUUGGUCACUCAAUUUCUGAGAAACCCUGAAUUUGGUCCUUGUAAUAUCUAAGCACAUUUGAUCUUCAGUUAAUUGAAACAUGCACUUUUGAUCC